Molecule: messenger RNA, 2637 nt
Organism: Sphenostylis stenocarpa
Lineage: Eukaryota; Viridiplantae; Streptophyta; Magnoliopsida; Fabales; Fabaceae
Source: the annotation of a GenBank genome assembly
AUGUUAAGAGCAAAGCAGAUCAGUAGUACCCUUUCGAGCAAUGCUAGGAGUUUUUUGCUUGGGGGUUCGCGAUGUAAUGCAGGUGAUGGCAAUUCAUGCACUUGCCCCGAGGAUGAAACGUGUGUGUCAAGAAGACAGCAGAGUAAAAAUAAAGAAGAUUUACUUGUUCAGAAACCUUCCUCCUUAGUAACCAAAACCAAAUCUCAAGUAGUAGGAACACUGGUCUCGGGAAGCUUGGCAAAUGGGCCUGCUCCCAAGGCUGGGGAUGUUGGUCAAUCUGGUUGUGUGCAACAAAUUCGGUCUUCUUCGUACGCACCAAAUAAACCGGACUCUGUAACAUGUGCUACUGUUGUUGAUGGUGUUCAGGACCAUGUUGCAUAUUCGUCUUCUCUUAAUGCUGACCAGUUUUAUAGGGCCGGUAUUGCUGCUGUUAAUUUUAUUUCUGAUGUUGUUAAUUAUAAGUUUCCUUUGUCAGAUGGCAUGGGAAUACUAAACUACUCUAAAAAUCAUAUGGUUGAUCCUUCUAGAGCCCUUCCCAACGUUAGAACUUCCAAUGUGCAGCAAAUUAGAAAGGAGAGCUUUACUGCUGUUCAUCCCCAACCACCUGUUUCUGCUCAUCCAGGGCCAUCAAAACAUACAAAUAAUCAUCAUGGGGCAAAGGGAAAAGGAGAUAAAUCUAAUUUAGCUAAAGGCUUUAAGCAUGUUGCUUCUUCUGGGAUAGAGAAGUCAGGGGCAGCUGCAAAUAUUCCUGUAAAUAACCAUGAUCGAAGAGCCUUGCCACAGAGAACAAGAACUCAACCAAACCGCUUUGUGACAAGUUUUGGUUCCAAUGCGCAAAGCUCAAAUCCGCAGAUGGUGGGGCCAUUCAAGGAAAGUUUCAGUAAAUACACAAGGAAUGUGAAUAUGCCAGCAGGAAUUGCUUCAUCCAACAGGCAUUUUAUUAAUUCAGGGCAUGUUGUGGAUGUGGUUAAAGAUAUACUGAAACAGUUAAAGUGGGGUCCUGCUACGGAGAAGGCCCUUUAUAACCUGAAUGUUUCAAUUGAUGCAUUCCAAGCUAACCAGAUCCUAAAGCAACUUCAAGACCAUUCUGUUGCUCUAAGCUUCUUUUACUGGCUAAAGCUACAACCAGGCUUCUGGCAUGAUGGGCAUACUUACACCACCAUGGUUGGUAUCCUUGGCCGUGCAAGAGAGUUUGGUGCCAUAAACAAAUUGCUAGAGCAGAUGGUCAAGGAUGGAUGCCAGCCUAAUGUUGUUACAUACAAUCGACUAAUUCACAGUUAUGGCCGUGCAAACUACCUAAGGGAGGCGCUGAAUGUGUUCAGCCAAAUGCAAGAGAUGGGAUGUGAGCCGGAUCGUGUUACUUACUGCACACUCAUAGAUAUCCAUGCAAAAGCUGGGUUUCUUGAUGUGGCUAUGUCUAUGUAUGAAAGAAUGCAAGAAGUUGGCCUUUCUCCUGACACAUUUACAUACAGUGUCAUGAUCAACUGCCUUGGAAAAUCUGGUAACUUAUCUGCUGCGCAUAGGCUAUUCUGUGAAAUGAUUGAUCAGGGUUGUGUUCCUAAUAUUGUCACAUACAAUAUCUUGAUUGCUUUACAAGCUAAAGCAAGGAACUAUCAGACAGCAUUGAAACUAUACCGAGAAAUGCAGAAUGCAGGAUUUAAACCUGACAAAGUUACUUACAGCAUUGUAAUGGAGGUACUUGGUCACUGUGGGUAUCUUGAGGAAUCAGAAGCAGUUUUCAUGGAGAUGAAACAGAACAAUUGGGUUCCAGAUGAACCUGUGUAUGGUCUUCUGGUAGACCUGUGGGGAAAGGCUGGUAAUGUUGAGAAGGCUUGGGAAUGGUACCAGGCAAUGCUGAGAGCAGGUUUGCUCCCAAAUGUACCAACUUGCAAUUCACUUCUCAGUGCAUUCCUCAGGGUGCAUCGAUUGUCAGAUGCAUAUAAUCUUCUCCAAAACAUGGUGGCUCUUGGCUUAAACCCCUCUUUGCAGACUUACACUUUGCUUCUCAGUUGUUGUACAGAGGCACAAUCGUCCUAUGAUAUGUGUUUCUGUCGUGAGCUUAUGGCAGUUACUGGCCAUCCAGCACAUGCAUUUUUGCAGUCCAUGCCAGCAGCAGGACCUGACGGUCAAAACGUGCGGGAUCAUGUGAGCAGAUUCUUAGACCUUAUGCAUUCUGAGGAUAGAGAAGGCAAAAGAGGGCUUGUAGAUGCAGUGGUGGACUUUCUUCACAAAUCUGGGCUCAAGGAGGAGGCUGGUUCAGUUUGGGAGGUAGCUGCUCAAAAAAACGUCUAUCCUGAUGCUGUCAAGGAGAAAAGCUCUUGUUAUUGGCUAAUAAAUCUUCAUGUCAUGUCUGAUGGAACUGCUGUGACAGCACUGUCUAGGACACUUGCUUGGUUUCGCCAACAAAUGCUGACAUCUGGGGUUAGCCCUAACCGGAUAGAUAUCAUUACUGGAUGGGGUCGAAGGAGUAGGGUGACAGGUUCUUCUCUUGUGAGACAGACAGUGCAUGAACUGCUUCAUCAGUUCAGUUUCCCAUUUUUCACAGAAAAUGGCAAUUCAGGCUGUUUUAUAGGAUGUGGGGAGCCUCUUAGUCAAUGGUUGCACCACUCUUAUGUGGAGCGAAUGCAUUUACUGUAG